Pteronotus mesoamericanus is the source of this 1554-nucleotide messenger RNA. RefSeq names its product NXPE family member 3-like. The record is from RefSeq and is a predicted model, not a curated record. Lineage: Eukaryota; Metazoa; Chordata; Mammalia; Chiroptera; Mormoopidae.
AUGUGUCCAUUCGUGGGGCAAUGCAAGGGGUACAAGAUUCUGACUGCAGGGUUGGUGCUUCUAGUUUUCGUCCUCUGGUUCAAGAUGUUCUGGCUUGACAGCACCAUCCCUCCCCCAGCACCCUACUCUGCCUCUAAAUCUGACCCCAAGUCCACAGAAUCUCACUCCCUCUUGGAGUCUCUCUCCCAGGAGCUUGCAAACCUGACCCGUCUUCUGCACUGGCCUCUGACCCCAGGAAAUGAGGUAGAACUAUUGGCCUCCACCGGCCCUGAGACCUCCACCUACCACCUGAGGGGCCCUGCCCAGGCCAGCUACACCCUAGGAGGCUACCUGGAGGCCGUCCUUGUGGCCAGAGACCAUCGGGGCAGGCCCAAGACCCGUGGUGGGGAUCUGUUUCGGGCACAGCUGCUGGGUCCCGACUUGAAGGCAGGGGUCCCUGGGGAUGUCUGGGAUCUGGAGAAUGGCACAUACCUCCUGUCCUUCCCCUUUCUGUCGGCUGGGCAGGCCCAGGUGCAAGUGCAGUUGAUCUACUCCAGUGAGGCAGUUGGAGUUCUGCGAAGACUCUGGAGAGAGAAAAGGGUCACUGUUGAUUUUAAAGGGUAUUUCCGGUGACCCACAGGAACUGAAGAGAUUGUGACUUGGGAUGUUGACCCGCAGUCAACUAGAGCAAGAGGGCCUACCUGCCAGUACAAGUAUGUGGAUUUGGGUGAGCUCCAGUUCUGUGCUCAACCCUCUACCCCGCCCUGCAACUCUUUAGUUGGGCAUUCAAGUGGAAGUUACUUGCAUGUGGCUACUCUUCAUGAUGAGGCCCUGCUGGCGUGGAAAGUGACAGACAAGGUGCUCCCUCAAGGCAUUUCUCCAGUCCGGAUCAGAAUGGCAGCCCCAGGAAAAAGUGCCCUAGUUGAGCAAGUCUGGUAUUUGUUGAGGACAGGGAAGGGGGUGAGAGACAGGAAGCUACAUGACAGCAAGGACAUCAGUCUCUUUUUCACCUAUACAAAAGUUCCCGGAAAAGUGCCAGUAUCCCUGAAGCCCAUGAAUCUGCACGCCACGUAUCAGACAGGGCCCCUGAUGGCAGUGGAGACCACUCGGAACAUAGUGCUGCACUGGCGGGCCCACAGCUGGCCCCUGCGCUCCCUCCGCACCCCAGUGGCCGCCCUGCACUCCGUGGUUCGGGAGCUGGGGGGCCUGGCCGGGGGCCCCCACACUGUCGUGGUGCUGGGUCUGGGCGCCCACUUCACCACCUUCCCUCCAUCCGUCUUUGUGCGACGACUGGCAGGCAUCCGGGCAGCCGUGGCUGCGCUGCUGGCCCGGGAGCCCCGCACUCUUGUGGUCAUCAAACUGGCCAACACCGGCUGCAAGUCCGUGUAUGGCAGUGACUGGUUCACACUGCAGAUGAACCGGCUCCUCCGAGCUGCCUUCGCUGACCUCCGCGUGGCCUUUGUGGAUGCCUGGGAAAUGACCUCCAGCCUGGCCCUGCCCGACAGCAUCCACCCGGGGCGGCUCAUCAUCCGCAAUGAGGUGGACUUCCUUCUCUCCUUCAUCUGCCCCUCCUGA